GGUGUCUAUCGGCGCCACACUCGCUCGGUCAUUAUACGUCCUCCGCUCCGUCUCCCACCGCACUCCUGUCUCCGGCGGCUUCCGCUACGGGCCCUCCGACUGUGAAUGUGGAUUGAUUCUAUCGGUUCCGGGUCCACAACGGGCUCAGUGGAUGGGUGUGUGUUCUGUCAGUGUCCAGGGGAGUAGCCAGGCCAGCCGGACGGUCUGAUUCCGAGCGACUCGUCAGGCGACGUAAUAGUCCGACGCAGGCCGUUACGGCUUCAUGAGUCCAUUUGCGACCGAUACUCAAUAUUCAAUAUCAGGUCAUGCACCAAGGUGCGCUCCUUGGAAUUCCAGCACGUCCCCGUGCCGAUCCCGUCAUAUGCAUGGCGCGCAACCGCAUAUCCGGAUAUGAUUGCGAACGGUGGAUAUCCCGAUCCCUCGUGCGUGCCCAGGAGCGUCCGCGCUACCUGCGUAGCAAUCUUGCCGCCCGCGCGCUUCGUGGACCGUGCGCCGUGUACGCAUCCAAAGUGCGGGACAUGCCUUUUAGCCCGCUUGAGCCUGAGAGAGCCCACGCUGUCGGGUACCUUCUGGAACGCAACCUGGACGGUCUGGGUGUUUUGGUGUUACGGUAACUGUCCUAUUACCUUCUACCAGCUUCAAGGCUAAUGAUAACGAGGGUGAC
This is a messenger RNA of Dichomitus squalens LYAD-421 SS1, 664 nucleotides long. RefSeq lists its product as uncharacterized. NCBI's taxonomy places the organism in Eukaryota, Fungi, Basidiomycota, Agaricomycetes, Polyporales, Polyporaceae. The record is from RefSeq and is a predicted model, not a curated record. The coding region runs from base 306 to 614 and encodes 102 amino acids. The transcript has a single exon.